This is a messenger RNA of Puntigrus tetrazona (Sumatra barb), 2663 nucleotides long. RefSeq names its product neuronal pentraxin receptor b (gene nptxrb). NCBI's taxonomy places the organism in Eukaryota, Metazoa, Chordata, Actinopteri, Cypriniformes, Cyprinidae. The record is from RefSeq and is a predicted model, not a curated record. The coding region runs from base 153 to 1736 and encodes 527 amino acids. The transcript is spliced from 5 exons.
GCGCAGUAUCAUCUGCUGCGAGCGGAGGAAAAAACAGCCGAUGCGAUCGACCUUCAUUUCAUCCAGACCCGCUUCUGACGGUGAACACCGCUCGUUCGUAAAUACCAAACCUCUACAAAGCUACGGUUUCACUGUGAGCCUCAGUCGGCGCGAUGAAGUUCGUCGUGGUUUUAGUCUCCGCCGGCCUCCUGGCUUUUCUCGGCGCGGUCAUCUGCAUCAUCGCCAGCGUGUAUUCACGAUCCUCGGCCGCCGCGCCCCAAGCGCUAUCCGACAACCGCUCACUGUCUCUAAUGGAGCCGCUGCCCGGAUCCGUAGCGCACGCCGGGCCGCUCGGAGCUCUCCACGGUGCUGAAUCGUACGAAGGCGGCGGACUGGAUAUCGGCCUGGAGAUGCCUUCGCUCAAUGAGCUCAGUGCUGGGGAGGUGACUGGGCCGAGUCCGAAACGGUUCACCCUCAAUCGACUCAUUUGCACCCCCGUUCCCAUCACCGAUUGCAAAUCCAGGGGGUUGAGAGAACAAGCCGACGACCCUUUUGCGGAAGAGGAGGACUGGAGCCUCCGCACCACCGCUGAGGAGCUCCGGCAGAUCGUCAUGCAACAGAACGACCAGAUCCUCAUGGACCAGAGGACCAUCACGGAGCUCACCGGGAAACUCUCGGAGUGUGAGAGCGGGCUGGAGGAGAGGAGUCUGCACGAGAGGAGUAUGGGGGUUUGGGCGGGCAACCGUCGCCACAUGGCCGGGGACGAUGUGAGCGGCUCGGUCGCGGUGCAGCUGCAGACGGCGCGGGCCGUGGAGGAACUGGAGAAAGCCAUUCUUCAACUCAAAGAUCGCAUAGAAAAGUUGGAGUUGGAGAUAGGCCCGGCAGCGAUGAACCACUCCGAGCAUACUGUGAGCACACUGGGGAGUGUAGUGGUGGGCGAGCCUGGCAGGCCUGUGGAGGAUCUGGAGGGAGAACUGGAAAAAAAGAUUAGGCUGCUGGAAAAAGAGAGGAAGAACCUCCGAAAAGAGACCCAGAGCCACCACCAGCACAUAGACCAGGGAAUCAACACCCUGCAAGAACGUAUUGCAGAAUUGGAACAGAGUCUUACAGAUUACAGUUACCCACAAGGGUAUAAACUUUCUUUCCCUGUGCGGACUAACUACAUGUAUGGGCUUGUCAGGCGGAAUAUACCAGAGAUGUACGCCUUCACAGCGUGUCUGUGGCUCAAACCUGCUGAGAGUGGAAUUGGGACACCAUUUUCCUAUGCUGUACCGGAACAACCCAACGAACUUGUCCUGUUGCAGGGCAUUCAUAAUCCAGCAGAACUACUCAUAAAUGACAAGGUGGCACAGCUUCCUCUGUCUUUGCCCCAGGGUAUCUGGCAGCACAUAUGCGUAAGCUGGACCCUACGUGAUGGAGUUUGGAAAGCAUAUCAAGGUGGAAAGCUGAGAGGACGGGGCGAAGGUUUGUCCGCAUGGCACCCAAUCAAAUCUGGAGGUGUCAUGGUGUUGGGACAGGAACAGGACACUCUUGGCGGGCGAUUUGAUGCAUCCCAGGCUCUUGUUGGGGAGCUUUCGUUGUUUAAUCUAUGGGACCGGGUGUUGUCGCCAACAGAGGUUGCUGCUUUGGCGGCAUGUUCAGAGUCUCCCCGGUUGGGGAACAUAGUGCCCUGGACAGACCGAGACGUGGACGUGUUUGGAGGGGCCGUCAAGGACUCCGUGGACCCCUGCCUUCAAAGCUCCCAUCCUCGGCAGUGAGCAGGGCUAUGGGUUGAUACCUUUCUUUUUGUGAGGCGAGGGUAAAUGAGACAAAAAUGACCUGAAAGGUAUGACAACUGUGCCGUGGCCCCGGUCUGUGUAUAGAAUAUAUUUACCGUAGAGCUACACUCUCACUGAGUGUUUGUUUCUGCAGGGAAGGGAUUUGUCUGUGCGUGUUGUUGUGUUACUUCGGAUAGAGCUGCUGCCGAAGGCUUUUAAAGGCCUGUUUGCGUCUCGUGUUGCUUAUGUUACUUCAUGCCCUUCUUCUCAAAGCAUUACCGCACAAUUGUCCCUUCAGAUAUAGAGAAUGUUGUUUUAAUACGAUGGAUGUGGCUCAUUCUCACAGCAUUUGUCUUGCUGUCGUUUCAUUAUUUGUGUACAGUGGAGCUUUCGCUUCUUUCCCAGAGCAGCUUUUUACUUUCUUGUUUUUAUUACCGGUCCCUUAGGGUCACUUCACUUGUUAUUUCAGUCCGGCAGCACUCGAAGGUGUACAACGUCUUAUCUUUAUCAUAAUAUGUUUGAAAUGUUGGGCAUUUGGUCACAUGGGUCUUUACUCUGCUGUAUAUCUUUUCUCACAGAUUCAGCGAGAUCCAAAACAGUUUUUAAACCAAAAUGUGCUAUUCGAAGCUUAAUGUUUUAAACAUCACACUAAAUUUUAAAGAUGUGCAGACCACACACUAUGAAAAUAUGAAUGUAAAACAGUGUUUAGCAUCUUGUCGUGUUACCAUUGCACUGCAUCUAGCCCUACUUGCCCCCUCACAGAGAAAAGCUUAAGGGGAAGUGCCUGUCUGUUUAUUUGACUCUUGCUAUUGGUUGAUGAUCAGCUGUGAUGUCAGUAUAGUGCUUCUUCAUAUUUGCACCACCAAGGAUCUACAAUGAUAUUGUGUCAAAAGUGGAUGAAAAUAUUAAAACUGUGAAGAAAAUGAA